Molecule: messenger RNA, 624 nt
Organism: Budorcas taxicolor (takin)
Lineage: Eukaryota; Metazoa; Chordata; Mammalia; Artiodactyla; Bovidae
Product: dickkopf-related protein 4-like
Exons: 4
Coding region: 1-624 (207 amino acids)
Biological process (GO): multicellular organism development; negative regulation of canonical Wnt signaling pathway
Cellular component (GO): extracellular region
Molecular function (GO): receptor antagonist activity; co-receptor binding
Source: RefSeq, a predicted model, not a curated record
AUGAUGCUGGUGGUCCUGCUGGGACUCGGCUGGCUGUGCGCCCCCCUGGGAGCCCUGGCUAUGGAUUUCAGCGUUAAGAACUCUGCUGAUGAACAAGGGGCCCAGGAGGACUCAUGGUGUGUGUCUGACGAAGACUGCGGUGCUGGAAAAUUCUGCGUCAGACUUUGGAAUGAGAAACCGUUCUGUGCCACCUGCCGUAGAACACGGAGGCGGUGCCAGCAUGUCAACAUGUGCUGCCCCGGGAUGCUCUGCGUGAACAAUGUCUGUACUCUACGGGAAGACAUACGGCCAAAGGUGGAGAGGGGGACAAAGGCGCACACAGUUCAGCAAGACAAACACACGAGGAAGCCAAGUAUUGGAACGCCACCACCCGAGAAGGCACGAAAGGGACAAAAGUGUCUCACAAGUUUAGACUGCAGGCCUGGACUUUGCUGCGCUCAUCAUUUUUGGAACAAAGUCUGUAAACCGCAGCGACAGGAGGGAAAGGUCUGCUCUGGGAGGGAUUACAACUUUGGCCCAGUUCUGGCUCAGUUCCAGCGCUGUAAAUGUAAGGCCGGGCUAGUGUGUCGGAGUCAGGUGGCUCAUCGACACUGCGGACAGUUGCAAGUGUGCCAGAAACCCUAA